Molecule: messenger RNA, 810 nt
Organism: Diutina rugosa
Lineage: Eukaryota; Fungi; Ascomycota; Pichiomycetes; Serinales; Debaryomycetaceae
Gene: MED18
Product: Med18p
Exons: 1
Coding region: 1-810 (269 amino acids)
Biological process (GO): termination of RNA polymerase II transcription; regulation of transcription by RNA polymerase II
Cellular component (GO): core mediator complex; mediator complex
Molecular function (GO): transcription coregulator activity
Source: RefSeq, a predicted model, not a curated record
AUGCACCAGCUAUCGCUAGUAGGGACCAUCCCCCACUCGCAAUACGUGCAGACGAUUGCGACGCUCCAGGCGUUCACCGGCCAGUUGCGGCCCCAGCCCAUCUCGACCUAUACCCUCGUGUGCAAGCCCAACCAUGUGUUUAAGCCCAAAUUCGAGCCGGGCAAAGUGAACCAGAUCGAACAGUAUUACAUGCGGUGUAUCACGACGUGGCUGUGCAGCUUUGACCUCGCCAAGCCCGUGCUUAAGGACGACGAGUUGUUUUCAGGGUUGCUCUUUGAUGCCAACUCUCCGGAGAAGAAUUGGACGUUGCAAAUAAGUGAUAUCCCCAUUGCGGGCAAGAAACAACAGGUGUGUGCCCAAACCAUUUAUGAAACCACCGUGGUUCACACACACACCAACGUGCGCGAACAAGACGUGGUCGAAGUGAAAGAAGAAGGGCGUAAAGGGCUGAUUGUCGCCACUCCUAAAAACGAACUGUUCUUACAAAUGCUCAGCGACUUGGGGUAUAGUGUUUACAACCAGUAUUGGUGUCAAGGGGUGAGAUUUUUUUCAGGGGAUGUCGUCAUUGAAUUGACGAAACUCUUCAUCCGUGACGACGACUACCAGGGCGAUAAGAUCCGCCUCAAGUUGUUGGACGAGCUGAACACAUUCCAGGUGCGUGUGUAUGUCAACGUGAAGAAAGCCAGUAAUGUUGACGCGGUGACUCAGGCCACUAAGGACUUGGUGAAGCUUCAGGAGUACCUUAAGAACCUCAUCAAGUUGACCAUUCCUGACCGCAUGAAGAUGGACCUGCGCAUCCAAAAGGGAUAA